UGGGGGCUUACCAUAAACUUUAAGAAAACCAUGAUAGUUUUCGCCCGUUUUGUUUCAAGCUUAAAAUAAUGUUGUUCCAAAUCAUACCAUGAACUUUUAAAACAAGAUUGUUUUAUUCCUGCUUAGUGUUGUGAAAGAACGAAGGAUUUAUCUAUUCCCUGGCGAUUGUGAAAGCGAGACACAAGAUGUGUUUCGUAUAGCUGCGUCACUUUUACGCAGUGUUCCAAUUGACUCUCAUGGACGACAAUACGAAAUUUUAAUUUCAUAAUCUCAUUUAUAAAAUAUGUGUUUUAAAAGUUAAUAAGUGUAUAAAAGGUGAAUAAAGUAUUAAAGUAUUAAAUCUUAAUCAUUAAAACAAAAUAUGGCUUUUGAAUUACGUUUCCAAGUGAAAUUGUGUACCAUACUACAGGCAUCAUUCGGAACAUUUUUUGACGUCACAACAAAACAGUCGGCGCGGCCACUCAAAAAGUCUGUGCUUAUUCGAAGUAAAGAAAAUAAUUUGUAUUUUUAUUAAAACUAUGUCUAAUUCCAAGGUUAGGAAUCGUCGCGUUUCUAUGAGGCAGCUUGAACUUUUGUGGGAAUUCUUAAAUUCUAAUAAAGACAUUGCGACUGGUUUUAACCGCUCCUUACAGGCGAAAGAAUAUUCGGCUAGGAAAUGGCAAGAAAUCGCCGAAAUUCUAAACGCACAAGGAGAUGGUGCACUCAAAGAUGGAAAAAUGUGGUCAAAGUACUGGGUGGAUUACAAGGCAAAAUUAAAAAAAAGGAAUGCCGCUCUACAUUCAUCCAGACGGCGAACCGGAGGAGGAUCAGCUAAUGAGCCACCUUUGUCCCAAAUAGAGGAUAAAUUUUUAUCCAUACUAGGAGUAGAUUUUGGUCAAGGUAUGGCUGGAAUCAGAGUGGAUCCAUUAACAGAGGCACAUACUGCAGUAACAUCUGAACCUACAUCACAGUCCAUUUUGACAAGGGAAGGUAUGGAAGAACCUUCACUUGUACAACUCGAGGUGUUUGAUGAUGGUGCAGGACCUUCGCAUGAAGUGGAUAGGCAUAUGGACACUGAGCAAGCCAUAUUGGAGGAUCCCUUUCCUGCGGUAGUUGAGGGGGAGAGAGCAGAGAGAGAAGAGCCAGAAUUAUUGGCACCAUCUUCCCAGCCUAGUGGACGCCGCAGCCGCAGCCGCAGCCGCCAUGUUUUAUCUCGGGAGGACGCUAGGCGUCUUCUCGUGCAGUCGGCCCAAGAAAAAACAGAGGCCAGUGUGCGUAGCAGUAAUGCCAUGGAGGGUGUGCACCGAAGCCUGGCACUUAUUGCCAAUAGUCUAAAAACGAUACAAGAUGAUAUACGGGAUAUAAAAAGCAUAAUGUCUAGCGCCUUUCCCAGAGCCGCUGAAUGAGAGCGUUCCUCACGGCCACACCCUGCUGGAGUGCUACGUUACCACGCCCUCCUUCCGUCACUGGAAUACUACUAUGUGCAGAAUAAAUUGCCACUAAUCG
Molecule: messenger RNA, 1485 nt
Organism: Amyelois transitella
Lineage: Eukaryota; Metazoa; Arthropoda; Insecta; Lepidoptera; Pyralidae
Exons: 5
Coding region: 519-1385 (288 amino acids)
Source: RefSeq, a predicted model, not a curated record